AUGAAUCAACUGGUCCAGAUGUCAUUAGUUGGAUUUCCUUUGUGGGUUCCAAACAUUGUUCAUAGGCAACUCCUGAUCAAUGAGGAGUUUCAUCGCGACAUGUUCCAAACAGUAGCCAAUGUCAUGAGACCGCCUUCUGUGAAGGUGGAGGGAACCCGACAUACCGAGAUUUUCAUGAUGGAUCAUUUCCACCUGGUUGACAUUUUUCAUGGACAUGGCUCAUUGAAGUGCCGCAAGAUGCCAUCAGGAUGUAUCAUCCAAGGAGCUUCAAAUGGUGUCUCCAGGGUUACUUGGAUUGAGCAUGUUGAAGUGGAAGAUCAAGGAGUUCACCCUUUGGGAAAGCCUAUUGUUGAUUCCUUUCUUGCCUUUGGGGCAGAGCGAUGGCUUGCAGUUCUUGCUAGACAAUUGGAAAGGGACCCAAAGACUAGGAGAGAUAUAUUGAAGUUAGCUGAAAAGAUGGUGUGGGAUGUUAAGGCCAUUGGAGAAGUUCAGGAAAUUGUUCGUAUUACCAAUGGCCAUGAAGUAGACAACUGUGUUUCGUUGUCUCAAGUGAUCAGCAGUAAUGCAAACACUAGACCUGAUGAUGAACUGUUGGUCUUGGAAGAAUGCAUCACCGAUCCAACAUCUUCUUGCCUCAUUUACGCCCGGAUGGAUGCUUAA
Messenger RNA from Oldenlandia corymbosa var. corymbosa, 660 nucleotides. The record is from the annotation of a GenBank genome assembly. Lineage: Eukaryota; Viridiplantae; Streptophyta; Magnoliopsida; Gentianales; Rubiaceae.